AUGCCACGUUUUAUUAAACUUUGUGUAUCAGGGGCUUCAAUGAGUUUAAACGAAAACUCAGUAUUAAACGGUAAAGAGUGUCAUGAAAAUCAUGAGGAGUAUCAAUACAUAAAUCACAUUAAAAAUAUAAUGAAAAAUGGUGUUGAAAUGAAAGAUAGAACUGGAGUAGGCACUUUGUCAAUUUUUGGCGCUCAAAUGAAAUGGUCUCUAAAAGAUGUUUUUCCUUUGCUGACGACCAAAAGAGUUUUUUGGAAAGGAAUUGUGGAGGAAUUGUUGUGGUUUUUGAGGGGCUCUACCAAUGCAUUAGAGUUAAAAGAAAAAGGAGUUUCAAUUUGGGAUGCUAACAGUUCUAGAGAAUUCUUAGAUUCUUUAGGAUUUUACGAUAGAGAAGAGGGAGAUUUAGGGCCUGUGUAUGGUUUUCAGUGGAGGCAUUUUGGAGCCAAGUAUAAAACAAUGCAUGACGAUUACACCAAUCAAGGUAUUGAUCAGCUUCAAAACAUUAUAGAUACAAUAAAAAAAAGGCCUUAUGAUAGAAGAAUGAUUAUGUCUGCUUGGAAUCCCGUCGAUAUUCCCAUCAUGGCUCUUCCUCCCUGUCAUUGUUUAGUCCAGUUUCAUGUAGCUAACGGUGAACUAAAUUCGCAAAUGUAUCAGAGGUCUGCCGACAUGGGACUUGGUGUACCAUUCAACAUAGCAAGUUAUUCACUACUGACUUAUAUGGUGGCACAUGUAACUAAUUUAAAACCUGGUGUAUUUGUACAUUCGAUGGGAGAUUCUCACAUAUACUUAAAUCAUUUAAAACCUUUAGAAGUGCAAAUUCAAAGAACUCCAAGACCAUUUCCAAAAUUAUCCAUUGUUAGACAAGUAUCAAACAUCAAUGAUUUUAAAUUUGAUGAUUUUAAAUUGGAAGGAUACAAUCCAUAUCCGAAAAUUCAAAUGGAAAUGGCUGUUUGA
This is a messenger RNA of Pediculus humanus corporis (human body louse), 951 nucleotides long. Its product is annotated as Thymidylate synthase, putative. The record is from RefSeq and is a predicted model, not a curated record. Gene Ontology annotation, biological process: dTMP biosynthetic process. The transcript is spliced from 5 exons. Gene Ontology annotation, molecular function: thymidylate synthase activity. Lineage: Eukaryota; Metazoa; Arthropoda; Insecta; Psocodea; Pediculidae. Bases 1 to 951 code for a protein of 316 amino acids. Gene Ontology annotation, cellular component: cytosol; mitochondrion.